UACACGGCACUGCAAGCUUGAUCUUCCAUCCUUGAGACCUUGACUCGACAGUCGACACUAGAGCUCGUUAAUGGCCAUGGCCGCCGAGCUGUCGCCGUACUUGCUGCUCCUUCCACUCCUCGCCUUGCCUCUCGUCGUCCUCGCGCUGUCCCGCCGCGGGAGGGACGAUGCCCGGCGGCGGCUGAGGCUCCCCCCGGGGCCGUGGGCGCUGCCGGUCAUCGGCCACCUGCACCACCUAGCCGGCGCGCCACCGCACCGCGCCCUGCGGGACCUCGCGCGGCGCAGCGGCCCGCUCAUGAUGCUCCGCUUCGGCGCACUCCCCGUCGUGGUCGCCUCGUCGCCGGACGCCGCGCGCGAGAUCAUGAAGACCCACGACGUCAGCUUCGCAUCGCGGCCCAUCGGGCCGAUACUGCGGCGCGUGCUCCAGGGCGCCGACGGCGUCGUCUGGGCGCCCUACGGCGACGGGUGGCGGCAGCUGCGCAAGGUAUGCACCCUCGAGCUUCUCAGCUCCCGCCGCGUCACCUCCUUCCGCGCCGUGCGCGAGGACGAGCUCGCCCGCCUCCUCCGCUUCUUCGCGUCCGCCGCAGCGGCGGGGGCGCCGGUGAACCUGACCGAGCGGAUAUCGGCCUUCGUCGCGGACUCCGCGGUGCGCACAAUCGUCGGCAGCCGGAGCGAGCACCGCGACGCGUUCUUGCGGCUCUUCGAGGAGGCGCUCAAGAUUAUCCCAGGGUUCAGCCUGCCGGACCUCUUCCCGUCGUCACGCCUCGCGAUGCUCGUCAGCCGCGUGCCCCGCAUGCUCGAUCGCCGUCGCCGUGAAAUAUACGCCAUCGUCGACGCCAUCAUCCAGGAGCACCAGGAGAAGAGAGCCGCCGGCGUGGACGAAGACGAGAACUUGCUUGACGUGCUCUUGAGGCUCCAGAAGGACAUGGACUCGCAGUACCCUCUUACAACCCUCAACAUCAAAAGAAUCAUACUUGACCUGUUUGUUGCUGGCAGCGAGACUUCGGCGACGACGCUGAAGUGGGCAAUGGCUGAGCUGAUGCGGAACCCGACGGUGAUGCGGAAGGUGCAAGACGAGGUCCGGGCAGCAUUCGCCGGCCACGACAAGGUGACCGAGGACGGCCUAGCCAACCUAAACUACCUGCAGCUGGUUAUCAAGGAGACGCUCCGGUUGCACCCGCCGGGGCCGCUGCUGCUGCCGCGGGAGUGCCGUAGCCCGUGUAAGGUGCUCGAGUACGACGUGCCGCAAGGCACCAUGGUGCUUGUGAAUGCGUGGGCGAUAGGCAGGGACCCGGCGCACUGGGACACGCCCGAGGAUUUCGUGCCGGAGAGGUUUCAGCAGAGUGGAAGGGACUUCAAGGGGACAGACUUCGAGUUCAUCCCUUUCGGCGCUGGGAGGAGGAUGUGCCCUGGCAUGGCUUUUGGUCUGGCGCACAUUGAGCUCGCGCUCGCGGCGCUGCUGUUCCAUUUCGAUUGGAAGCUACCGGAAGGGAUGAGCGCCGAGGAGAUGGACAUGGCGGAGGCAGUUGGGAUCGCGUCACCCCCAAGGUCCGACCUAGUGUUGUUUGCUACCCCUCGGGUGCCGGUGCCAAUGGAUUGAAUACACAUUCCCACACCCGCUUUAUGGUUUUUUCGCUUGCUCUAAAAUAGGUGUUGUUUUAGGUUGUACGUAGUUAAUUAUUUUAAAUUUUAACUGUAAACUAUUUUUUAUAUAUUGUGUUUGGAUAUUUGAAUAGGGUAUGGAUAGAUUUGUCUCGAUAAGUAUUUUCAUAAUAAUAUACUUUUAGUUAUAUUUUA
Phragmites australis (common reed) is the source of this 1797-nucleotide messenger RNA. Its product is annotated as desmethyl-deoxy-podophyllotoxin synthase-like. The transcript is spliced from 2 exons. Gene Ontology annotation, molecular function: iron ion binding; oxidoreductase activity, acting on paired donors, with incorporation or reduction of molecular oxygen; monooxygenase activity. NCBI's taxonomy places the organism in Eukaryota, Viridiplantae, Streptophyta, Magnoliopsida, Poales, Poaceae. The coding region runs from base 71 to 1600 and encodes 509 amino acids. The record is from RefSeq and is a predicted model, not a curated record.